Molecule: messenger RNA, 1839 nt
Organism: Schistosoma intercalatum
Lineage: Eukaryota; Metazoa; Platyhelminthes; Trematoda; Strigeidida; Schistosomatidae
Source: the annotation of a GenBank genome assembly
GUUACAUUGUCCUUGUACGUCCUUGAGAACACUUCAAGGGCCUCUUGUGUCUCAUGGUGUCCGAUACUUCAGAAGGUAGAACGAUAUUUAUCAGAAACCUAUCCUUUGAUGUGGAAGAAGAUGCAUUAUACACAUUUUUUUCACAGUUCGGACCCCUAGAAUUUGCGAAAAUAGUUAAAGAUCCAGCAACACAACAUUCCCGAGGUACAGCCUUUGUAAAGUUUGUAAAUGCUGAGGAUGCAUCAAAUGUCUUACAACAAUCUGAUAAACCUGAGAACGCUCAUCAAUUUUCUUUGGAAAACCGAACUUUAAAAAUAACAAUUGCUGUUUCUAGAACAGAGGCACAAAAUUUACGAAAAAGGAAACACGAAGAUGAUGCUUCGGAGGGUCUUAUAGGCCCUGCAGAUGCUGUAAAGCAAAAGGGACGUAAUUUGCAUUUAGCAUCUAUUGGAAUUAUUCGUCCUGGGUCAUCUGAAGCUGAAGGUUUAAGCAAAGAAGAUUUAGCCAGAAGGGAUGCAUUAUUGCGAGAGAAAAAGAAGAAACUAACUGAUCCAAAUUAUUUUAUUAGUGAUGUUCGAUUAUGUCUACGUAAUCUACCCUUACAUGUAUCCGAUGAUGAAUUAAAGUCUGCUUGCAUGAAAUUUCUAAAGAAAAGUACAGACCACCGAAUUUUAGAAUGUCGUAUUAUGCGUAAUCUUCAACCAGGCAGACAACAAUAUCGUUCACUUGGCUAUGGAUUUGUUGCAUUUACCAAUCAUGAAAAUGCAUUAAGUGUAUUGUAUGGUUUAAAUAAUAAUCCGAAUGCAUUCCCACCUAGUAAUCGACGACCAAUUGUUGAAUUUUCAUUGGAAAAUAUGAGAGCGUUACAAUUAAAACAGAAAAGAGCAGAAAAAUGUUUGAUGCUUCAGUCUAAAACCAAAGAAUCAUCAUCAUCAUCAACACCACAAUUAUUCACAAAGAAUAUUGAAAGGAAUUCACAAAAGACUAAGUCUAUAUUAACAUCAAAGUCAUCUAAUUCAACAAUAUAUAAAAAGUCUAAAAUGAAUAAUAAUCCUAAUUAUAUUAACAAAUUAAAAAAGAAAUUAUAUUUAUCCAAAAAUAAUACUCAACAAAAAUCAUCAAUUUUACCAAAACAUUUCGGUCCAAAAAAACGUCAUCGUCAUCGUGGACGAUUAACAGCAACACCAGCAUCAAAACCAAAACAAAAGAAAACUCGAAAACAAAAACGUGCAGCUAAAAAUACAUAAUAUUAUGUAAUAAAUAAAGAAUAAAUAAGAAAAUGUAAAUAUGAUGAUGAUACACAUGAAUAACAAUCUCAUGUAGUCAGUUUAUCAUAAUCAAUAUAGAACCUGGCAUUUGUGUAUAUCGGCUUAAGUUUCCGAACCACAGCACAGAGAAAUACCAGAGUAGUAGAAGUAGUCAUAAUACCAGUUGUAGUAGAAAACUUUGGUGAUAGAAAUAUGACUGGAGAAAAAAUAAAUUCAUAAAAUGGAAAGGAUAAGAUAAUUUUGAAACACGUGGUCUAAGGAGAAACAAACAACAAAUCCAUCUGCAGUAAUCAGACUAAUUCCAAGCCAAGUCGCCUAAAGUCCCUCACUGCUGAUUACGACAAUCCAACGGACCUCAACCCAGCUGACCGCAUUUACCAAUAUGGCUCAGACCAACUGCCAGUGAAUUCAUGAACUGAUGCUAUGUUUCGUUUUGGGGAUCCUAUGUUUCUUCCAACCCAUCCCUGAAUUCACCAACAUUACCCUUGGAGGUAGGUAGUGGUUGAGGAUACGCAAUAUGACACCUAGACUUGAGUAAAACUGAUGGUUAUUGCUUUCUAUUAAAAUUCUG